AUGAUCCCGAUUACCUGCAACGCCGUGGGCGAUAUCCUCGCACUAGUGACCCUCUUCCUCGACAUUGCUCGAGCUCUAGACGAAGCCCGCGGUUCCCCCGCCAAAUGGCGUGCUCUCAACUCAGAGCUCAAGUCCUUGCAUAUCGUUCUGGCAUCUGUGGCUCGUGUUGCCGAGCACACCACGGAUACGCUCCUCCGCGACGAGAUUGUCCGCGAGGUCAAUCGGUGUAGUGAUGACGUGCACCGUGCGCUCGAGCGCGUGGCCGAGUUCUCUACGCUCGGGCGCGACGAGUCUCCCGACGAUGUUUGCAGCAUUAAGACUUCCUGGCCUAUGACAUGCUCCAUGCGCCGGGAGCAGGCGCCUGGCACCCGUGCCUCCUCUCGCCGACAUAAUCACCCAUGUUCGUGCACCCGGCUAUGA
Molecule: messenger RNA, 420 nt
Organism: Peniophora sp. CBMAI 1063
Lineage: Eukaryota; Fungi; Basidiomycota; Agaricomycetes; Russulales; Peniophoraceae
Source: the annotation of a GenBank genome assembly